AGUCGUGAGGAUACACAAUGUGUAUUACACAUACAUAGACAACAUCUAUAUAGUAUAUACUACCCCGACAACACUGACAUACUGUUGUAGUUGUAAUAACCUGUAAAUCAGACAGUAACGUACUGACGUAUGUACGUGUAAACUGACGUGAACAAACAAAUAAACGUUAAAUACCUGUUUUCACCUCCAAAAUAAAGCAGUCAAAGUUAGAUAUAAGUGAAAAAAGUGAUUAAACAAAAGCUUAAACUCAGGAGAAAUAAUGGAGUCCAGCUUCAACGAGGAGGAGCACACCAGUUGGGAGGACAUUAACCAGGGCGAUGACAUGAAUGAUGAUCCUUCCGAGGAUCCUCAGCUGGUUCUAAAAGAGUGCCUUGAUAAAUUUAAAACUCCGGAUUACAUUAUGGAACCUGGCAUUUGCACUCAGCUCAAAAAGUAUUUUCAAGCUGGAGGUAAUCCUGAAACCGUAAUAGACUUGUUAUCUCGUAAUUACACAGCUUGCGCUCAAAUGGCAAAUCUCCUGGCUGAGUGGCUGAUCCUAGCGGGAGUAAAACUUCCAGACGUCCAAGCAAUGGUGGAAAACAGUAUGAAAGAAAUGAUACUUAAAAAUUUUGAUCCCAAGAAAGCUGACAAAAUUUUUCUUUCUUCUGACGAGAUAGAGACACCUGGAUGGAUGACAGAUAUGAUUCAGCAUCCUACCUGGAGAUCACUUAUUUAUAAACUUGCUGAAGAAUAUCCUGACUGUUUGAUGUUAAAUUUCACAAUUAAGCUUAUCUCCGAUGCUGGUUAUCAAGGAGAAAUCACAAGUAUAUCAACUGCUGCUCAACAAAUCGAAGUAUUUUCUCGCGUGUUAAAAACGACCAUUGCUAAUUUUCUUCAAAAUAUCGGACAGUGGCAAACUAGUAUUCAAGAAUGUGCAAGAAUGGUUUGUCACGGCCAGCAUACUUACGUAUACAGUCAAUUGUUGCUACAUAUUUUGUCCCACGAAAAUAAAGGUGGAUUUAUGAUGAAGAGAUUAUCACAAGAAAUUACUAAAUGCGCUCAAGUGAAUGGACAUGAUGUGACACCCAUUACACUGGCAUUGAAUGGAGCUGCGUCUAGUCCAGGUGCCUGUCUAGCGCUAUCAUCUAUGCUUUCUCGGAAUUCAUUGAAUCCGGCUGAUAUAACUGUUCUGUAUCGUAAUUACAAUCUACCGGAUCCACCACCAAUAGAACUUAUUCGCAACCCGCAAUUUUUAGAAUUGCUUGUUGAUGCUUUGUUCAAACCUGGUGUAAAAAUCAACUCAGAACACAAGUCGAAAUAUAUGUAUCUGUUAGCUUAUGCAGCCAGUGUUGUUGAAACUUCAACAAAGAAAGGAACUCAAAGGAAAAUCAACAAAGAUGAUUUGAAAAAUACAAUUCAAUCAAUUGAAAAAGUUCAUAAUAUAUGUAAUACCAACAAAGGAUCUACUGAGCUUAUAGCAGAAAUUAACACUUUGUUCGAAUGCAUAAAAUCUCCAGUAGUCAGUGCUGGAGUAAUAAGAUGGGUAGAGUCUACAGUAACGGAGCCAUCUUACUUCAAAUUGUGCACAGAACAUUGUCCAAUACAUUUAGCUCUGCUUGAUGAAGUAGUUGGUUUACACAACUUACUACAUCCAAAAGUUUUAAGGCUAUUAAUACAACUUUUUGAAAGCAAACAAGAUGAAUUGGAAAUUUUAGUGCAAUUAGAAUUAAAAAAGAUGUUAAUCGACAGAAUGGUGCAUAUAUUGUGCAAAGGAUGCGUGGUUCCGACUGUUACUUACAUUAAACAGUGUUGGCAAAAGGGUGACACGGAUAUAUCAUUAAUUCGAUACUUUGUUACAGAGGUGUUGGAAGCAAUAGUGCCUCCUUACUCAAAAGAUUUUGUUCAACUAUUUUUGCCUUUAGUAGAACACGAAGAGAUCACAGGAUCAAUGAGAGGAGAUAAUGACAACGAUUUAGUGUCAGAGUUUAUAGUGUAUUGUAAGGCUCAAAAUCAUAAUGCAAAAUAAAUAUGAUUGAUUUUUUUUAAAGUAACCAAACAAGUACAAACGGUGA
This is a messenger RNA of Copidosoma floridanum, 2051 nucleotides long. It is a transcript of the gene TH1, whose product is annotated as negative elongation factor complex member TH1. NCBI's taxonomy places the organism in Eukaryota, Metazoa, Arthropoda, Insecta, Hymenoptera, Encyrtidae. Gene Ontology annotation, cellular component: nucleus; NELF complex. The record is from RefSeq and is a predicted model, not a curated record. Gene Ontology annotation, biological process: negative regulation of transcription elongation by RNA polymerase II. Gene Ontology annotation, molecular function: RNA binding.